This is a messenger RNA of Schistosoma spindalis, 213 nucleotides long. Lineage: Eukaryota; Metazoa; Platyhelminthes; Trematoda; Strigeidida; Schistosomatidae. The record is from the annotation of a GenBank genome assembly.
AUGAAACACGUCAGCGUUAAUCUUGAAGCAUCAUUUAUAAACCCGGGAAAGUUGGAUUCAUGGAUUCGGUCAGAUUCAUAUAUACUAAAGAAAGGGAAGCGUAUGGCCUUCUGCGAAAUCAAAUUCGUGAACGAACAGUCAGGAGAGCUAGUUGCACGUGGAACUCACACGAAAUACAUUAUAGACGAGGAAAACCUACCUUCUAAGAAGUAG